AUGGGGGAGCUUCGAAAAAUUGCAAACCCAGCUCCUAUCGAAGCUUUUGAGACCCGGGUCACGCGCACAAGUCUUGCCGAUCCUACCUCCUUCAAGAAUACCUCCUUGCGGUUCUUGCCAAACCCGACCUUAGCCACCCCUCAAAUCAUCUCGGCCUCCUUGCCGAACGGCAAGGAGCAUUAA
This is a messenger RNA of Prunus armeniaca (apricot), 183 nucleotides long. The record is from the annotation of a GenBank genome assembly. Lineage: Eukaryota; Viridiplantae; Streptophyta; Magnoliopsida; Rosales; Rosaceae.